GACAGUUUGCAAGUAUGGACGGCUCCAUCACUUCAGUGGGGUCCCUGACACAGGGUCCAGUCGCCGAGGUCAAGACCGGAGCAGCGAUGGAGAAGAAGGACUCCAGAGUUUCCUUCUCCAACGCCGCAACUAGUAAAGGACAGACUCCGAGUCAGCAGUCGAGAAAUUCAUUCACAUUUUCCAAAGCUGAGGAUGGCUCUCAGAUAGUUCCGGAUGAUGAAGACCUCAGGGGGAAUCAGACUUACAUGCAGCGGCAGUUUAGCUCCAUGCUUCAGCCUGGAGUUAACAAAUUCUCCCUGCGCAUGUUUGGCAGCCAGAAGGCAGUGGAGAAGGAGCAAGAGCGCGUAAAGUCAGCGGGUAAUUGGAUUAUCCAUCCAUACAGCGACUUCAGGUUCUACUGGGACUUCACCAUGCUGUUGUUCAUGGUGGGAAACCUGAUCAUCAUCCCCGUGGGCAUCACCUUCUUCAAAGACGAGACCACGGCUCCCUGGAUCAUCUUCAACGUGGUUUCUGACACCUUCUUCCUCGUCGACCUGGUGCUGAAUUUCAGGACCGGCAUCGUGUUCGAGGACAACACCGAGAUCAUCCUCGACCCCAACAAGAUCAAGAAGAAGUAUCUGAAGAGCUGGUUUGUGGUGGACUUUGUCUCGUCCAUACCUGUGGAUUAUAUCUUCCUCAUCGUGGAGAGAGGGAUGGACUCGGAGGUGUACAAGACGGCCCGGGCGCUGCGCAUUGUCCGCUUCACCAAAAUCCUCAGUCUGUUGCGGCUGCUGAGGCUGUCCAGGCUCAUCCGCUACAUCCACCAAUGGGAGGAGAUCUUCCACAUGACCUAUGACCUGGCCAGUGCUGUGAUGCGGAUUUUCAACCUGAUUGGUAUGAUGCUGCUGCUGUGUCACUGGGAUGGCUGUCUCCAGUUCCUCGUCCCCAUGCUGCAGGACUUCCCGUCAGACUGCUGGGUCUCCCUCAACAAGAUGGUGAAUGACACUUGGACCGAGCUCUACUCCUUCGCCCUCUUUAAGGCCAUGAGCCACAUGCUGUGUAUUGGAUAUGGAAGACAAGCCCCGGAGAGCAUGUCCGACAUCUGGCUGACCAUGCUCAGUAUGAUCGUGGGAGCCACCUGCUACGCCAUGUUCAUCGGCCACGCAACCGCACUCAUCCAGUCUCUGGACUCCUCCAGACGGCAAUACCAGGAAAAGGCACCUGACCCCAACAACCAAAACGUCAAUGCAAGCUGUCGAUACCGCACCAAAGCCAUCCAAGANUCAUUGCAGAUCUGUCUGCUGACCCGAGGCAGACGGACGGCCAGCGUGCGAGCGGACACCUACUGCCGCCUGUACUCGCUCUCUGUGGACAACUUCAACGAGGUGCUGGAGGAGUAUCCCAUGAUGAGGAGGGCCUUUGAGACGGUUGCCAUUGACAGAUUGGACAGGAUAGGCAAGAAGAAUUCAAUCCUGAUGCACAAAGUACAGCAUGACCUGAACUCAGGGGUCUUCAACAACCGCGAGAACGAGAUGAUCCAGGAGAUAGUUAAAUAUGACCGGGAGAUGGUUCAGCAGGUUGAUGUUCCACGGCCGCGGGCCAUGUCCAUGACGCCUCCUCUCCACGGCAGUAUCUUUGAUUCUCCGAGCUCCUCCUCGCGUCCUCAGAAUUCAGCGAUCGCCACUCUGCAGCAGGCCGUAGCCAUGAACUUUUGUGCCCCUGUGCAAGGUAACUCGAUGGGAGGGGGGACCCUGCAGUCGCCCAGGAUGGUGAGGAGAUUCCAGGUGCUGGAGAGUGUGCCCAGCCCAGUUUCAGCCUCUCCCCUGCAGUCUCAGUUCCUCCCUGCAGGUGCCUUCGCCUCCGCCCUGGCCAGCCCCUCGGUCCAGAGCCCGCUGGCACUCGGAAGACGAUCUUUCCAGUUCGGCUCCAGCAUGGCCGGCCCCCCCUCAGGCUCCCAGCUCUCUCUGACCCAGCAGCACAUGGCCAGCCCCGCACACCGGCCCAGCUCACACGAGAGUACUCAUUCCCUGCAAAUGGGCGUUUUAAACCAAGACGCCAGGGCACUGUCAGCCUCUCAGCCCUCACUGCCUCACGAGGGGGCGCAACAAGGUGCCCCAAGCCCCCCCCAGUCCACAAGAGUCUCCUCCACUUCUAUUGGCCCACCUCAGAUAACAUCGGGUCACACAGGGCUACGUAGCGCUAUACCACAUAGGGUGGUGCUGCCCCACCAGAUGUCUGUGGGGGCUUUCCCUGCAGUAUCCCUGCCUGGGUCUACGCAGGGUUUUGGGGCCGGUGCAGGGCUGGCAGUAGGGGGUGCGGUAACAGGUCUGGGGGACUCGGGGCUACCCAAGAAGGACCCUAUCGGGAGCCUUCCUGAGACAGACCACAUCAAUGUCAGAUCCAGGCUUUCCUCAAACUUGUGA
Notothenia coriiceps (black rockcod) is the source of this 2402-nucleotide messenger RNA. RefSeq names its product hyperpolarization activated cyclic nucleotide-gated potassium channel 2b (gene hcn2b). Gene Ontology annotation, molecular function: voltage-gated potassium channel activity. The record is from RefSeq and is a predicted model, not a curated record. The transcript is spliced from 7 exons. Gene Ontology annotation, biological process: sodium ion transmembrane transport; regulation of membrane depolarization; potassium ion transmembrane transport. NCBI's taxonomy places the organism in Eukaryota, Metazoa, Chordata, Actinopteri, Perciformes, Nototheniidae. Gene Ontology annotation, cellular component: HCN channel complex; dendrite; axon. The coding region runs from base 15 to 2402 and encodes 795 amino acids.